AUGGCAUCAACACUCGCAUCCUUAUGUCUUCAAGCAAUAUUUGAAAACUUUUCCACAUCAAAUGAGGAAACAGAAGGAGAAUAUACAUCGUUCAGAGACUACGAAAAAAAAGCUAGCAACCAAAUUCAUAACAAUAAAAUAUACGCCAAUCGACGUCAAUUACUCUAUUUUGCGCUGGUAAAUCGUCAUUGGUGUGAUAAUGCAAUCCCGUAUUUAUGGAAACGUCCAUUUCCUUUAUUAUCGGGAAUAUCAUUUAUCUCAACACUUUUGAGAUGCUUUGAAAUUGACAAACAUCCCAGACCAUUAUUUCAGUAUAAUUUAUUUAUCAAACAAUUGUCGUUGGAAUCUUUUAUGGAAGCUAUUGUUCGAUGGUCGAAAUCAAGUCAACAACGAAAAUCAGGAAAGGUUCCGAUUCCCAUCAUGUUACAAUCCCUUUUUCAUAAUUUGAUUGAUAGUAAAACAAAUUUUUAUCUUGAACUUGAGUAUGAGGACAAUAUAGUUUCAUCUCUAUAUGAAUACAAGAAUUGGAGUAUCUUUCAAAUACCGAACGCCAAAGAAUCAUUACGACAAUUACGUUAUCUAAAAAUUUCUAGUGCUCAAGACAUGCGGCUGCUCGAAUCCGCAUCAAAAAUAUGUCCCGAUCUUUCAGUCCUCGCCAUCAUUUCCGACAAUUUAAUUAACAGAGAACAUUCACAGCAAUGCGAACUUUUCGCUUGUCUUAACUCUUUUAAGCAUUUAAAAUUUCUUAGACUUGAUUGCGGACAAUACGCUUCACGUUCUUAUUGCGACAAUUUUAUAAUUGAACUUGCAAGAAAAUUACCUAAAACACUGGACACUCUCAUUAUCGAAGGGGACUUGAAAAUUUCAACACAUGCUUUGAGGCAAUUCUUACAUCGAUCCAAAGGAACACGUUACAAACUAUUAGGAUUCCCGCAUUCUAGAUGCAUUUCUGAUGCGCAUUUAGAUAUUGUCUUGGAGGCACUUAAUUCGUACACAGACAUCUCCAUUCAAAGGCUUAAUGUUUCCAAUGGAAUUUUGUCACAAAAUCAAGUGUGGAAAUUUAAAAAUCUGGGAAUUGAACUCAUCUCGUAA
Messenger RNA from Ambispora leptoticha, 1092 nucleotides. The record is from the annotation of a GenBank genome assembly. Lineage: Eukaryota; Fungi; Glomeromycota; Glomeromycetes; Archaeosporales; Ambisporaceae.